AUGGCGGACGCCGAGCAUGAACACAAGGUUGAAGAGGAGGUUCCCGCAGCUGAAGGGGAGGUGAAUGAUGAGGAGGAGAUUUCCGAGAUGAAGAAGAGAGUGGCAGAGAUGGAAGAGGAGGCAGCAAAGCUCCGCGAGAUGCAAGCAACGCUCGACCAGCAAACCAACGAUAUGCGAGAAGACAAGGAGGACAUCGACUCGAGAAGCAUUUUCGUCGGCAACGUAGACUAUGAGGCAUCGCCCGAGGAGAUCCAGGCACAUUUCCAGAGCUGCGGCUCUAUCAACCGAGUGACAAUUCUACUGGAUAAAUUCACCGGCCAUCCUAAGGGGUAUGCAUAUGUGGAGUUCACAGAGCCGAGCCUUGUCGCUCAAGCUCUUGUCUUGAACGAGAGCGUCUUCCGUGGAAGAAACCUCAAGGUUGUCCCUAAACGCACAAAUCUUCCUGGCAUGACCCGCGGAAGAGGCCGAGGCGGUAUGAGAGGUGGUGGUCGAGGCGGUGCUGGUGGUGGCUAUACUCCCUAUGGCCGUGGAGGCUUCGCGCCCCGUGGAGGAGGAUACCGGGGUGGUUACAGAGGAGGACGUGGGCGCGGAUAUGCCCCAUAUUAG
Messenger RNA from Venustampulla echinocandica, 606 nucleotides. RefSeq lists its product as uncharacterized. The transcript is spliced from 4 exons. The coding region runs from base 1 to 606 and encodes 201 amino acids. Gene Ontology annotation, molecular function: RNA binding. The record is from RefSeq and is a predicted model, not a curated record. NCBI's taxonomy places the organism in Eukaryota, Fungi, Ascomycota, Leotiomycetes, Helotiales, Pleuroascaceae.